AUCCUAGACCGCACGGCCGAGAUCCGUCGGCAGCGGCCUAUGGUCUGUAGCCUCACCCUCUCUCUGCCACGAGCUCCCUCCUCUCUUUCCACCACCCCUCGCAAGCUUCGAACCUUCGACCCACGCGGCGCGGCUCCAGCACCAACCCCCGGCGGCGAUGCAGAUGGCAGCGGCAGUGGCCCCAACCGACGCCCCGGCCUCGGCGGCUGCUCCGGCGCCGCACCCGCCCCACGCGCACGCGGCGCACGGACCGCCACACCCGCACCACCACAUGCCGCAACCGCGGUGGGUGGUCAUCCCGUACCCUCCACCACACCACCCCAUGGUCGCCGCGCCUCCGCCACCUCCUCCGCCGUUCGUCAAGCAUUUCACGCCGCCGGUAUCGGUAACACCGCCGCCUGCUGGAUCCGGCGGGAAUGGGGGCGACGAUAACCGGACCAUCUGGGUGGGCGACCUGCAGUACUGGAUGGAUGAGAACUACCUCCACAGCUGCUUCGGUCCCGGCGGCGAGGUGGUGAAUAUUAAAGUAAUUCGCAAUAGACACUCGGGAGUUUCCGAGGGUUAUGGUUUUGUAGAGUUUUACUCUCACGUUUCAGCAGAGAAGGCACUACAGAAUUUUUCUGGUCAUGUAAUGCCUAAUACUGAGCGAGCUUUUAAGUUAAACUGGGCAUCAUAUAGUAUGGGAGAAAAACGCUCGGAAGUUCCGCCUGAUCACUCGAUAUUUGUUGGCGAUUUGGCUGUUGAUGUUACUGAUGAGAUGUUGCUGGAACUUUUCUCUAACAAAUACCGUUCAGUGAAAGGAGCUAAAGUUAUUAUUGAUGCAAACACAGGCCGUUCUAGAGGCUACGGCUUUGUUAGGUUUGGAGAUGAUAAUGACAAAACUCUUGCAAUGACUGAAAUGAAUGGUGUAUACUGUUCUACAAGGCCAAUUCGUGUAGGACUAGCGACUCCUAGAAGAUCUCAAGGUGAUUCUGGCUCUUCUCCGCCAAGGCAAUCUGAUGUUGACUCUACUAACAGGACGGAGGACAGGCCUGGCGUAGUGGUGAGAAGGCCUCCCACUAAGUCAAAAGGUCUUGGGUUCGACACAGCCUCUCUGCAAAAUGUAAGGGUAUAUGUUGGUGGGCUUGACCCCAAUGUUAGUGAAGAUGAACUGAGGAAAGCAUUUGCAAAAUAUGGUGAUCUUGCCUCUGUCAAAAUUCCUUUUGGGAAGCAAUGUGGGUUUGUUCAAUUUGUAAACAGAGUUGAUGCUGAAGAAGCAUUGCAAGGGUUGAAUGGGUCAACUAUUGGGAAGCAAGCAAUUCGACUUUCCUGGGGCCGCAGCCCUACAAGUAAACAGUCUAGGGGUGAUUAUGGCCACCGGCGCAACGGCAAUGGCAUGUACUACGGGACGCCAUUCUACGGUGGAUAUGGGUACGCCUCACCGGUCGCCCACCCAAACAUGUAUGCCGCGGCCUACGGAGCCUACCCGUACUAUGGAAACCAGCAGCUAGUGAGCUGAUGUGGCGAUGCUCUCUGCUCAGUUUCCUCCCUCGGAUCGGAGGGAGGAAACCAAGUUUUUGGUCCUGUAAGAUAGUAGCUACAAUGAGAUAUUAUAGGCGGCCAUACAAAUGGGCGAGAGAGACGAGAAGGGUAUGUGAUGAUAAUGCUACCUGCAGACUUGUGCUGCUAUAGCAGAACAUAAAAGAGCUUGUAGUAGACAAUAAAAACCUACUUUUGUCUUGGAAAUUUUGACUCGCUAUAAAACUAGAGCUAUCGGUUGUUGUGACCACUGUUUGCAUACACAAUUGUUUGGGAUGAUAUCUGAUGGGUUCUCUAAUUUGGCUCUA
Molecule: messenger RNA, 1826 nt
Organism: Zea mays
Lineage: Eukaryota; Viridiplantae; Streptophyta; Magnoliopsida; Poales; Poaceae
Product: Polyadenylate-binding protein RBP47B
Exons: 7
Coding region: 158-1498 (446 amino acids)
Cellular component (GO): cytosol
Molecular function (GO): mRNA binding
Source: RefSeq, a predicted model, not a curated record